AUGCCUCGAAAAAAUAUCUUCUUGGUAGGCGCUCCGUUGCCAGCUAGUCUGAACUGGGAAACAGAUGAACUCCUCAAUACGCCCAUACCUCCAUUUUAUGAGGAUACAAGGAGUCCUGAACAACAGGUAUCCCUGGAUCAACCACCUGUAAGAUGGAGGGUGUUACGGUCACCAUCAGUCGAUAAGCUAGGUGACAAUUACGACUCUUUCCAAGGUUAUGAGGAUCCAGCCUUUUUCAUCUCGCAUCAGCUGGCGGUUGCGACAGAUGCGCCAGAAUAUCCAGAAGAUUCGAUUCUUCAAUUCUAUGACCAUUCUUUUGCCAUCCACGAAACCUCCGAGUUGGCUGGCUCAGAUGUGUAUGUAGCAGAUUCCACGCAGGAGAGCAGUUUGGGCGAGGACAGCAUGUUAGCAAGCACUACGAUAUUGGACAAUCCAGAUAUCCCAAGGACACCUCACAUUCUCCAUAUCCCUGGACCCCUCAGCGAUUUGCAAGACCUUCCCACGGCCAAGUACAUACAGUCCAUCGCACCGCAAACAAUGACGGUGAAUAUGAUCGUGGGUGUACUAGCAGUUCAUCCUCCACGUCGGAUAGUCACACGACAAUGGAAGACCGAGUUGGACCUUAUCGAGCUCGUCGUUGGAGACGAGACAAGGGCUGGGUUUGCGGUCAAUUUUUGGCUGAAGCCAGAGCAGCCGACCGCUGCCAAGAACAAUGAAGCGGAUCUGGGUCGAUCGCUGGCGUCCCUUCGACCCCGCGAUAUCAUUUUGCUCCGAACCGUCGGGCUCAGUACAUUCCAAGCUCGGGUGUAUGGACAAAGUCUGCGCCGCGGGAUGACUACGGUCGAACUUUUGCAUCGACAACCGGUGGAUAUGACGGAUGCAGCUGGCUUCUACGAGGGCAAAAUCCCCGAAAGUAGCUCCCCCGAUGAUCAGCCGGUUCUAAAGGCUCGAAGAGUCCGAAACUGGAUACUUCGAUUUGUGACGGAUUCGGUUGGAAUGUCUCAUCCACGUGGACUGCCCCCGGACACGCAGUAA
This is a messenger RNA of Penicillium coprophilum, 1035 nucleotides long. RefSeq lists its product as uncharacterized. NCBI's taxonomy places the organism in Eukaryota, Fungi, Ascomycota, Eurotiomycetes, Eurotiales, Aspergillaceae. The coding region runs from base 1 to 1035 and encodes 344 amino acids. The transcript has a single exon. The record is from RefSeq and is a predicted model, not a curated record.